Molecule: messenger RNA, 907 nt
Organism: Bradysia coprophila
Lineage: Eukaryota; Metazoa; Arthropoda; Insecta; Diptera; Sciaridae
Gene: Rab4
Product: RAS oncogene family member Rab4
Biological process (GO): Rab protein signal transduction
Molecular function (GO): GTPase activity; GTP binding
Source: RefSeq, a predicted model, not a curated record
AAUUCAAAAUGGCAGAAACUAAACGUCAAAACAACAUUCAUGUUAUCGCAACGCAAAUUGAAUUUUAAAAUUGUUUUGUAAAUUAGUUAUUGAUCAUUGUCGUCGCUUUAAAUGUAAUCUAAUAAUUGGACUACAGUUCUACACAUCGACAUUGAAAAGCCGUGCAGAAAAUGUCCGAAUCGUAUGAUUAUCUUUUUAAAUUCCUUGUUAUUGGCCAAGCUAACACUGGUAAAAGUUGUUUGCUGCAUCAUUUUAUCGAGAGUAAAUUUAAAGAAGACAGUUCACACACCAUUGGCGUCGAAUUCGGUUCGCGCAUCGUUAACGUUGGCGGCAAAUCGGUAAAAUUGCAAAUAUGGGACACAGCCGGUCAGGAACGUUUCCGAUCGGUUACGCGUUCCUACUAUCGCGGUGCUGCUGGUGCAUUACUCGUCUACGAUACAACGUCACGUGAAUCGUUCAACACAUUGUCAAAUUGGUUGAACGAUGCACGGAAAAUGGCUAGUCCGCAAAUUGUCAUUCUGUUGGUGGGUAACAAAAAAGACUUGGAAGAAGCUAGACAAGUGACGUUCUUGGAAGCGAGUACUUUUGCACAGGAAAAUGAUCUGAUAUUUCUGGAAACUAGCGCCAAGACCGGCGACAGUGUUGAAGAAGCUUUUUUAAAAUGCUCGAAAACUAUUUUGGCUAAAAUAGAAACGGGUGAAUUGGACGUGGAACGAAUAGGCAGUGGCAUUCAAUACGGUGAUGCGGCAGCUCGAAAUCUACAGAAUAAUCAACGAUCGUCUCGACAGGACUGUUGCAGAAUUUAAAUUUAUUAGUUGUUGAAUUGACUAUCUCGAUUCAUUCUAUUUCUUUUGCAUUUUUGUUUUUUAUUAUGAGAUAAAUGCAUUAGACAUGCAGACUACUUAAA